Molecule: messenger RNA, 2046 nt
Organism: Linum tenue
Lineage: Eukaryota; Viridiplantae; Streptophyta; Magnoliopsida; Malpighiales; Linaceae
Source: the annotation of a GenBank genome assembly
CGUCAGCAAACUAAACUCUCCUUCUCCGUCAGUAAGCAAAAUCAUAGCAUAGCAUUCCCAUUCCAAUACAAGGAAAGAGAGGAAAAUUUCCCCUUCACUUCACCAUGGCACUGUCUGCCGACGGCUGGUUCCCCCUACACGGCAACAGCAAUGGACCUGUCAUGCCGUCGAAGAGCUCUUCUUCGUCGAGGGUCGUUAAGUUUGGGAAUGGGGAGUUCAUGGGAAGCAAGCUCAAAACGACACCAUAAUCAGAUUCUUCUCAUAGGAGUUUGUGGGAACAAAGUUGCUAAGCAACCUCUUAAUCACUGUUGGUUAAUGUUGAAAAACUUUGGGUUCCAUAGUUGAGGGACCUUGAGAUGGAGAGAAGGGAUCCAGAGGACUGUUGUUGCAGUUAUUCUAGGAGGAGAGGAGCUGGUACUCGCCUCUUCCCUCUCUCUAAACGCCGUGCCAAACCUGCUGUCCGGAUCGGAGGUGCAUAUCGGCUGAUCGAUGUGCCGAUGAGCAACUGUAUCAACAGCGGGAUCAACAAGGUCUACAUUCUCACUCAGUACAACUCAGCUUUGCUAAACAGGCAUCUUGUACGAGCUUACAAGUUACAACUUUGGUAGUGGAACCAACUUUGGAGAUGGCUACGUCGAGGCUCUGGCUGCAACUCAAACGCCAGGGGAGACAGGAAAGCAGUGGUUUCAAGGCACUGCAGAUGCUAUUCGGCAGUUCCAUUGGUUGUUCGAGGACGCAAGGAGUAAGGAGAUUGAGGAUGUGCUGAUACUGUCAGGAGAUCAUCUGUAUCGUAUGGACUACAUGGCCUUUGUUCAGAAUCAUAGGCAGAGUGGAGCAGACAUCACCAUUUCUUCUCUGCCCAUAGAUGACAAACGGGCAGGGGCUUCAGACUUUGGUCUAAUGAAGAUAGACAACAAAGGAAGUGUCCUCUCCUUUAGUGAAAAGCCUAGAGGGGAUGAGCUCAAGGCAAUGGCCGUUGAUACUACAGUGCUAGGGCUCUCCAAAGAUGAAGCUGUAAAGAAACCAUACAUUGCCUCCAUGGGAGUUUACCUCUUCAAGAAAGAGAUACUUCUCAAUCUUCUCAGAUGGCGAUUCCCAACAGCUAAUGACUUUGGAUCUGAAAUAAUCCCAGCUUCGGCAAGCGAGUACCAUGUAAAGGCCUACCUGUUCAAUGAUUACUGGGAAGACAUUGGAACUGUUAGAUCAUUCUUCGAGGAAAAUCUCGCUCUUACAGAGCAUCCACCAAGGUUUAGUUUCUAUGAUGCUGCCAAGCCCAUUUACACAUCAAGGAGAAACCUGCCACCGAGCAAGAUCGACAGCAGCAAGAUCUUCGAUUCAAUCAUCUCCCCUGGAAGCUUCUUGACAGACUGCCACAUUGACCACAGUGUAGUCGGCAUCCGAUCUCGAAUCACUGCUAAUGUCCAUCUAAAGGACACAGUUAUGUUAGGAGCUGACUUCUAUGAAACUGAAGGUGAAGUAGCUUCACUAGUAGCAGAAGGAAGAGUCACUGUUGGGAUAGGAGAAAACACAAAAAUCAGGUUCGUUUGGCAAGCAGUUACACUGCAGUAGUUCUUUCUUCCCUAUUAUUAAGUAGCAUUCUCCUCUUUCUCCUUGACUCAUGUUAAGUUUUGCUACCCCCUGUGCAGAGAAUGCAUUAUUGACAAAAAUGCCCGGAUCGGGAAGAAUGUUAUCAUAGCUAACUCGGAGGGAAUACAAGAGGCUGACAGAACUUCUGAAGGCUUCUACAUUCGAUCUGGGGUUACAGUUAUAUUUAAAAACGCAGUCAUAGAAGAUGGACUUGUAAUAUAAAAAUCACUUCCUUCACCCUUGCAAUUCUUUUGUUGAUGUUUGAGACGUGAGAUAGCAGAAGACACUGAUAAAGCCAAGUUCCGAACAGAAAUUUCAAUACGUGUUAAGUUCUUUCCCAUAUACUAAACCAACUGAAGAUCAAAUCUUUUUCUCGACAAGAAAAAGAUGAAGCAGAGAUUGGCACUUGUACGCAACAAUUUGAUUCCAGAAUAAAAAAGAACCAACACUUGAAUUAAA